This is a messenger RNA of Heteronotia binoei (common prickly gecko), 1002 nucleotides long. It is a transcript of the gene LRATD1, whose product is annotated as LRAT domain containing 1. The record is from RefSeq and is a predicted model, not a curated record. The coding region runs from base 121 to 999 and encodes 292 amino acids. NCBI's taxonomy places the organism in Eukaryota, Metazoa, Chordata, Lepidosauria, Squamata, Gekkonidae. The transcript is spliced from 2 exons.
CCGCCCUCCCCUCGGCAGCACCCAUGGCGACCAGGCGACUUUAAAGGAGUUCGGGGGCUUGGUCAGGAUCGGGUCGAUUCCGGAUCCGGCGAUCCCUGCUCUCGCCUCGCCCUGGCAUUGAUGGGAAAUCAACUGGAUCGCAUCACCCACCUGAAUUACAGCGAGCUGCCGACCGGGGACCCUUCGGGGAUCGAGAAGGACGAGCUGCGCGUCGGGGUGGCGUACUUCUUCUCGGAUGAGGAGGAGGAUUUGGACGAGCGAGGGCAGGCGGACAAGUACAGCGUGAAGGGCUCCAGCAGCCCGGCCCCAGAGACCCCCACCCAUCAUCACCACCACCACCACCACCCGCCGCAGCUGGUGCUCAGCGAGCCCCAGUUCUCCGCCUUCCGCGGCCAGGAAUGCAUCUUCUCCAAAGUCAGCGGCGACCCCCAGGCGGGGGAUCUGAGCGUCUACCCGGUCUCGGCCCUGCCGGCCUUGUGCAAGCCCGGGGACCUGCUGGAGCUAUUCUACCUGGGGCCGUCGGACCACCCGCCGCCGCCCCCGCACUGGGCCGUCUACGUGGGCAGCGGCCAGAUCAUCCACCUGCACCAGGGCCAGAUUCGCCAGGACAGCUUGUACGAGGCGGCGGCGGGGGGCAACGUGGGCCGGGUGGUGAGUAGCUGGUACCGCUACCGCCCCCUGGUGGCGGAGCUGGUGGUGCAGAACGCCUGCGGCCACCUGGGCUUAAAGAGCCCCGAGAUCUGCUGGACGAACUCGGAGAGCUUCGCCGCUUGGUGCCGCUUCGGCAAACGGGAGUUCAAAGCCGGCGGCGAGCUCCAGCCGGCCUCGGGCUCGCAGCCCCAGCAGCAAUACUAUCUCAAGAUCCACCUGGCCGACGACAAGGUGCACACGGUGCGCUUCCAAAGCCUGGAGGACCUAAUCAGGGAGAAGCGCAGGAUCGACGCCAGCAGCAAACUGAGGGUGAUCCAAGAGCUGGAGCUCGUGGAUGACAAAGAAUAAUAA